AUGCCGCUGCUGAUUGCUGGACGCACUUCCCUCCGGCUCGUCGCCCGCCUGGGGCUCUCCAAUUUUCAGCUACUGCAGGGCCUCUUGGCCGUCGUGUUUUUGCUCCAUGCAGCUGAUGGAGCCAUGCUUCCCGGCAUUUUCAAGGCACUGGAGGAGGGACUGCAAGACGCAACCCCGGUGUCGCUGGGCGGCAUCGUUUUCAUUGAAGCUCUUUGCCAUAGCUUCGCUGUCCUUGUAUGGGGCGUCCUGGCCGACAGACACUGCAAAUUAACGCUGCUGAUGUAUGCGACGUUGUCGUGGGGCUUGGUCACUGCAGCGACAUCUUUCGUGACCAGUGUCAGUGUGCUCUGCGUGGUGCGGGCGUUGGCAGGCAUCACCGGGGCCGCCAUUGGCCCACUGUCGCAAGGUCUGAUUGGCGCUGUUUGCCCGCCACCGGACCGAGGCCGGGCUUUCGGUUGGCUCAUUGCUUGCGGUCAAAGCGGCUUCAUGCUUGGCGUGUUGCUGGCUGGCGCCACAAGCCACUUGAAGGUAAUUCACGGCUGGAGGGGCACUUUCCUCAUCUUCGGUUUGCUCACGCUUCUACUGACGUGGAUUCUCUCCAUGGCCAGAUUGGAGGUAGCGCGAGGGCUCUUCCAAGAGUCUCGCACGUGGGCCCAGCUGAGUGCAGCGAAGAAGCAGGGCACCCCUUCCGGACAGCCGCUGCAUGAUAUCUGGAAGGACUUCCUGUUCAUGCUUCGGCGCUCAUCCUUUUGGGUGCUGAUUGUGCAGGGCGCCUUCGCCAGCACCACAGUGAAGGCAAUGCAGUACCAGAUCAUGUGGUACCAGUAUUUGGGCUUUAGCGACCUGGUGGCCUCCAGUAUCGCAUGUGCCGCCCCGUUUGGGAGCAUCUUCGGGUCGAUCACUGGUGGCUUUAUUUCCGACUGGAUGGCCAAGCACUACCCAAGGCAUGGCCGCAUCACAUAUGGACAGCUGACUGACUUCAUCAAGACAAUUGUCCUUCUCUACACAUUCGUUCUCAGCGACACGCCCAGGCCAGAUGCUCCAAACAUCUUUGUCACAAGGACAAUCUUGAGCUUCUUGUUCGGCUUCUUUUCGAUCAUGGCCUAUUCCGCAGUGGUGAAGCCGCUGUUCGCGGAAAUCGUCCCGGCACAGAUGAUUGCGCAGGUCAUUGCUCUUGCCGCGGCGAUCGACGGCGGGUUCGCAUCAAUAGCCAGCACACCAGUGGUGGGCUUCAUCACUCAGCACUUUUUUCACUACAAGAGCACCACGCUGCCGAUCAAAGACAUGCCGGUGGAUUUGCGGCAGGGCAACGCGCAGGCAUUGGGUCACUCCAUUGCAUGGGUCACGCUUACUGGCUCCCUGCUGGCGCUCAUCGUCUUCAGUUUCUUGCACCUGACCUAUCCGAAGGACCUCCGGAUCUCUCGUCGGAUCGAGGCUGACUCUUUGCCGGCUGUUGAGGACGGCGACUCCUCCUCGGACGCUGUGGAUGAGGAGGGCGGCCUCGCAAGCCAGCCGACUCAGCCGACAAAGAUGGCGAAGAAGGUCUCCUUUGAUCUCGGUGCACAGAGACGGAGCUCGUGUGCUGGCUGA
This is a messenger RNA of Symbiodinium pilosum, 1590 nucleotides long. Lineage: Eukaryota; Dinophyceae; Suessiales; Symbiodiniaceae. The record is from the annotation of a GenBank genome assembly.